Messenger RNA from Didymodactylos carnosus, 264 nucleotides. The record is from the annotation of a GenBank genome assembly. NCBI's taxonomy places the organism in Eukaryota, Metazoa, Rotifera, Eurotatoria, Philodinida, Philodinidae.
AUGAAGCGUCUCCUUAACCAACUUCUUGAUGAUCUGUCGCUAACAACGAAGACCAGAAGUGUUAGUCUGUGUGGAAUAAACUUACAUUUCAGAGGUGCAACAGAGUUGGUAGAGAAAUGUUCUGUUGAUGCUGAAGUAAUAUCGAAGGAGUCAAAAGAUGAUAUGUGCGAAAGAAAACUAGAUGCUGCGCUAGUAUAUUGUAUUAGGGCUGGUGCAUUACCAUUACCGUUCCCAGUAAUGGUAAUGGUCCGACCAUUACCAUAG